This is a messenger RNA of Plasmodium fragile, 1320 nucleotides long. RefSeq lists its product as uncharacterized. The record is from RefSeq and is a predicted model, not a curated record. The coding region runs from base 1 to 1320 and encodes 439 amino acids. The transcript has a single exon. Lineage: Eukaryota; Apicomplexa; Aconoidasida; Haemosporida; Plasmodiidae.
AUGUCGAACCUCGCCCACUACUUGUGCCUGCUCGUGCUCCUACUGAGCACCCCCGUUCGGAGCCGCGGAUACGUGUGCGACUUCUCCUCGUCCAAGUACAACCUGGACUUCGACGACUACUACGCAGAUGUCACGUGCUACCACGAAAUUGGCCAGGGAGACACCAUCGGAGUGAUCAUCCCCAAAUACAGGGACGGUAGAGAAAACACCAACAUUUUAACCCAAUGCUUUGAAGAAGUUUCAUUAAACAAAUCAGGAAACAAUCCAGUGUCCAUAUACAAAAUAUUUAACAAGGAUGAAAUUGAAGUAUCAGUUUCAAGUACGCUAUACAACACAGAAUAUCUGUCCUCAAUUUUAAAAAUAAAAAAUGUGGAAAAAAAUAAUUAUAUUCAUUGUGUGUUUGAAAACAGAAAUGAAAAAAAUAAGGAAAUCCACAAAGGAGUGGCAAAAAUUGCAAUAAAAAAUUACCCAGUUCAAAAUAAAAAUUUAACAAACAAACAUGUGGUUGACUUGUAUAACCAACUGAAUUUAAAUGUAGACAAUUCGAAAAGCAAAUACAGGGUCACGGCUGAACCUGGACAUAUACUCUACAUACUGGGGACCAAAUUGGCCAAUGGAAAAAAUAUUUAUUUUGACAAAAAUUGUCGUGUCCAUUUUGAGCAUAUAGGAGAUAUUUACAAACAUGUGUUUCCAAUCAUUAACGAAGAAGAGGUGGUGUACGACUGCCCCAUGUACUAUGAUAACAAGGAAAAAAAAAUCUCCUUAGGAAAUUUGAUUGUCACUUUUGAAGCCAAACCUCCAAGUAUAAAAUCCAUCAGUAAGGACAUUUUAAAAAAACAUAUAAAAUAUGACAUUGAACAAAAACUGCAUGUCCUUUUAAACGGCUCAGAUUACACCAUGGGAAAUAUGGACAGUGCAGACGGAGAUCGUCCUCAUCAAUACAUGGAACAGAGUGUAGAAAUAAAUGAGACGCAAACAUCCAACCUUCAAUCCGUUAACCUAAGCAAGGAACAUUGUAAUAAUGAUAAAUGUGUAGAUUUGUUUGAAAAUUCAACUUGCUCUUCCGUUUGUGGAGGUGGAUACAGACUUCGCGAUGGCUAUGAUGUAUUCUACGACAUCCAAUCGGUCAUUCCGUGUAACCAUGGGGAUUGUACUCCUGAAGAUGCAAUUGAACCUCUUGUCAUUUUCGCUUGGACCUCCAUUGUUUUCUUUUGCAUCAUGGUUACCCUUCUGAUCAUCACCAUUUACUCCCUCCUGCAUGUCAGUAAGCAAAAGGUGGCCGACCCCUUCUACAACUACGACUCGAACAUCAAGUCGUAG